CUGAUUCAAGCCAUCUGCUCAUUAGUAGAGACUCCAAGACCUGAAACUGGUGUGUCAGAGAAAAAGGACACGUGCAAAAUGUGUAGCUCUGUGGUGCCACCAGGACAGGUUGGAAACCGCUUUUAAUCAUUUGAGAAGUUCAAAAGAACGGUUUGUUAUGAGUCUGAACUAAUAACGCUCUUCACAUUGAAUGUGUUUUUGGUUUUUUGAAACAAACCGUUCAAAAGACAGUCUGUCUUUGAGCGUGACCUGGUUGCAGUUCUUACUCAUUGGGUGUUUGCAUGUCAGCAGAUACCACAAGGAAAAAAAAACAGGUUCCUCGGUUAGAGCUCAAGGAUUCACAAUGAAGCCAUUGUUUUUCAGCAUGACCGUCCUGCUCGUUUCCUACAACUGUUUGAGCCAAGAACACACUUACACAUAUUUCGGUCUGGUCAUCUGCUUCGUGCUCUGGGCAAAAAAAUUAUUCCACGCAGAAAAGGGCUUGUCGGAUGGAUUUGGCCGGGCGGUGUUGAUCACAGGUUGCGAUAGUGGAUUUGGACAUCAUCUUGCAAAGAAACUGGACCGCAUGGGCUUCACGGUGUUUGCUGGAUGUUUAUGUGCCGAGGGUCCCGGGGCUCAGAGUCUGGUUGAAGAAGGCUCUGACCGUAUGAAAGUGCUCCAGCUGGAUGUGACCAAAGAUGAAGAUGUCAGCUCGGCCAAGGAUUUUGUGCAAGCAAAUUUGCCAGAGAAGGGUCUCUAUGCUGUGGUAAAUAAUGCCGGAAUAAGUGACUGGGGAGAGACGGAGUGGAGCACUGCCAAAGACUUCCAGAAGAUGUCUGACAUUAACCUGUUUGGUGCCAUCAGAGUCACCAUCCCAUUCUUGUCACUUGUCAGAGCAUCCAAAGGUCGUAUGUUAUACGUGUCAAGUGUCUUUUCUUUCUUCAACUGUCUGAACAUGGGAGCAUACAGCGUAUCCAAACGGGGGCUGGAAGCAUUCGCAGACUGCUUGAGAAUAGAGAUGGCCAGUUUUGGAGUUAAGGUCAGUAUUAUUCAACCUGGAAAUUUUGGCAUGGCCACAAACAUUCUGCCCAAGAAAACACCGCAAGACAUUUGGGAUGAUUUUGACGAGGCACGUAAACUAACAUUCAACCAGAAAUACAUUAAGAUGGCAUGUGACUGUUUCAAUUCAUUAUGUACUUCAGGAUUUAAAGAUUGCUCUAUGGUUAUCAAUGCCAUGUUGCAUGCCCUCACUGCUCCCAAACCUCAAACCCGAUACCUGCUUGUAUCCUGGAGAGAUAAGGUUUUUUUCUACAUUUGCCCCUUUCUCCCUGCUAUUAUCACCGAUUCUGUGUUUUUUGCAAGCUCCAUGUAUCACAAGCGUAAAGUAAUGCUUUACUCAUAAUUUGUGUAUUCAUGAUGAGAACGAGAGAGCUCGCUUUACACAGAUGAGCGUUUAAAGUGUUGCUUUAAAACAUGAGACAUUUGCAAUUUUUGUAGUUCACCAAAACACUUAAAUGUACUGAAAUAUUCUUUAUUAUUAAGGUGUGUUAUGUACUCCUUCCCCUGUUCUUUCUGAGUAGGAGCAUCAUAAAGUUUUAGUCACAGAUAAUUUUCUCCUGGACAACAUUAAAUGCACUAUAAGAUCAAAAA
Molecule: messenger RNA, 1629 nt
Organism: Puntigrus tetrazona (Sumatra barb)
Lineage: Eukaryota; Metazoa; Chordata; Actinopteri; Cypriniformes; Cyprinidae
Exons: 6
Coding region: 191-1381 (396 amino acids)
Molecular function (GO): oxidoreductase activity
Source: RefSeq, a predicted model, not a curated record